Molecule: messenger RNA, 2600 nt
Organism: Marasmius oreades (fairy-ring Marasmius)
Lineage: Eukaryota; Fungi; Basidiomycota; Agaricomycetes; Agaricales; Marasmiaceae
Exons: 5
Coding region: 834-2405 (523 amino acids)
Source: RefSeq, a predicted model, not a curated record
UUGACGUCCACGACCGCCGAGACUGAAGUACUGCGAGAGAAAGAUCGACAGUCGUGGCUGAGCUAGACGGACCACACAUCAACACAAAGCGUCGAAGAGAACGGUAUCGUUGAGGACGACGGCGUCAGGGCAACCGGCCGCAAAGACCGACGGAACCUCCCAAAGUCACCACCUCUGAUUCUGGACUCUUUCUCCAUACCGCACAGGCCGAUGAAGCAUGGGUCAGCAUCGAGGUUCUAACAGUGCGAGAGAGCGUGUACCGUUGCCCAGCAGGGCCAGGUUAGCUUUUGCAUUUUCACUUUUCACUUGAGCAUUGGGCGAUCUUUCUGCCAUCGAUACCGUUCGCUCCACAUCACAGCCUGAUGCCGUUUUUAUAGGAAAAAAAAUCUUUGUCCGCCGCCCUCCAAUUUAUCAGAUCCAUCAUACAUACAAGGACACUGCCAGCGCCUGGCGGCCCUGACACCAUCUUGCGUCUUCUGGCACUGCCCAGAUCUUCAAACGCUAUCUUCGAGUAACCUGCCGAGUUCCAAUUGCCACCUACCCUCAGCUUUGGGCUUGGAUGACCUUGUUAUGCGACGGGUCUGAAGAUAUAGAAGGUCUCCAAACCGACAGUGCAAUAAUAGUUAGUUCUCUUCUUGAAGAGGAGGUUUACAUCUCAAUCAACCGAUGUCCAUGAUUGCCAAGCGACAGGGCAAUACGGCGAACCGACUCGCUUCAGCUUCAAUUGAGUUUCCCGACGAUGUGCACAGAGUACUUCGAGUGUUUCGGGCCCUCCCCUCAUCUUCUCUUUCCCUUCAGCGCGUCUUCACCUCCUUCCGUUACCUGUCCCACUCAUGAGCUACCCAUCAGAUUCCGAGUAUCCCAGAAGAGUGGUGGUAGAUGACACAGAUUCAAGAAUCAAGUACGAGCAAGGAAGUUGGACGGUAGACAAUAAUUCUUUCGACGCAAUCACCAUUUAUGGGGCACCCUACAAUGGUACGCAGCAUGGCACGGCUUCAACAACCGCUAGUUUCAGUCUUCAGUUCGAGGGGGAGUUCGUACAAGUACGAGGAACUAAGGACAACCGGAAGGUUACCCGUCCGGAAGGCGUUACUAGUGAUAAUUCCACUCAACUUGCAAAAUGGACUUGUCAGGUCGACGGCAGCCCUAUCAAAACGACUCCCUACCGCCCCUACAUGUUCGACCUGACCAACAAUAUGUUGUGCGAACAAGGGCGGUUAUCUCGUGGCGCACAUACACUCACAGUCAACGUUACCAUCGAUGACCCCAACACUCAGACGUUCUGGCUUGAUAAAAUAGAGUAUGCACCACUUCCGGAGGCCAAUUUAGCAAAGGAAGUCAUGAAAAUCGAUUCGAGCGACCCAUCUAUUCAGGUCGACAACAGUACGAGUGCUUGGAAAUCUAUCGGUAGUCUAUUCAACGGCACAGGCACCACUGGCGCAAGCGCAUCUUUCAAAUUCAAUGGCACCUCUGUAUCACUGUACGGUUUCAACGAAGGCUCAGAUAAAACUUGGCAACCUACGACCGGGCGAUACUAUAUUGAUAAUAAGGGAGACACUUCCUUCGACAUCUCCGGUAGCAAACCGCUGCCCGGCCUUCCCAAUAACAGGUCGGACUAUUACCAUCAGUUAUGGUUCACGGCGCCCAACAUCGAACCUGGCUCACAUGAGAUGGUUCUUACUUUCACUGGCGUCUUUCAAUCAGAUCCUAUCCAGUGGUUAUCUAUCGACUACUUCUACGUCGCCGCCAGCGAAGGUUCAAAGUUAAACCCAGCCAAUCCAGCGGGUGGAGGUGGUGGUUCAGGAGGUUCAAGGGGCGGUUCGAACACCAAUGACAACGGAAAAUCCGGUUCAUCCAGUAACACCAACGUGGGCGCUAUUGCUGGAGGUGUCGUAGGCGGAGUUGUUGGGCUGGCCCUCGUUGGCCUUGCGAUCUUCUUCUUUCUGAAGAAGCGGAAGGCACACAAUAAUUAUCCCGGACAGUACGAUGGUUUCCAGCCUCAAAACAAGUACAGUACUCCUGUUGCCCCUGGUUUCGUUUCCAUGGGUUCGUAUGUUGGGCCACAACACACAAUACCUUCAGUACACAGUGUCCCUAUGUCGACCAGUACUGUGCCUCCCAUAUCGUCACACUAUGACCCACAUCAAACCUCAAACUCCGCUGGGUCAAACCAGGGAGGUUCUAGUUCAGCCAGUAAUUCGGGGCCGACUCGAAGUCCCAUGGUCGUUUCUAACCCUGGCGCCGCCUCCGCCAGUACUCCCAAUCAGAACUGGGCGGAUAUGAAGAACGCGCAAAGGGAUGCUAUCAAUCCAACGAUGACCGAAAGGCAUCACCAGGAUAGUGGGAUACGAUAUCCCGAGCCUGGAACAGUGGUCGAUAUACCGCCCACCUACACUGAGUCGUAGCCAGGCUCGAUAGCUGUUUUAUUUUUCGUUCCCUUUGGCCUCUACCAGUUUUUCCCUGUCUUUUUCUCCUCAUUUAUUUGUAUUUAAACCAGUCAUGUAUAUUUGACACCAACACAGCUCCGCCUCACAAACCGUCGGGCGGGCCAGCCGUCAAAGCAGUCGCCGCCCACUCGUUCAACUGACUUUCUCCUUACC